Molecule: messenger RNA, 2499 nt
Organism: Melopsittacus undulatus (budgerigar)
Lineage: Eukaryota; Metazoa; Chordata; Aves; Psittaciformes; Psittaculidae
Gene: SENP8
Product: SUMO peptidase family member, NEDD8 specific
Exons: 2
Coding region: 171-809 (212 amino acids)
Biological process (GO): protein deneddylation; proteolysis
Molecular function (GO): deNEDDylase activity; cysteine-type peptidase activity
Source: RefSeq, a predicted model, not a curated record
CCUCCCGCGCCUGCGCACACCCUGAGGCAGCCGGGUUGUUACGACGCGGAGUUGGCAGCUUUACGGCAGCGCGCAGCAACCGGCCGGUGCCGGCUCGGCGGAGGGCGAGCGGGGAAUGAGGCGACAGCUUUUGAAGUUGCCUGGAGUGCUGUGGCCCAGACGAGUGCAGGAUGGACCCUGUUGUUCUCAGUUACAUGGACAGUUUGCUGAGGCAGUCGGAUGUGGCCUUGCUGGAGCCCCCAAACUGGCUCAAUGAUCACAUCAUUGGGUUUGCCUUUGAGUACUUCGCCAACCACCAGUUCCAAGAGUUUAGUGAUCAGGUUUGUUUCAUCAGCCCCGAAGUGGCUCAGUUCAUUAAAUGUGCCCUUAGUCAGGAAGAAAUAGCCAUAUUCCUUCAACCACUGGACCUUCUCCACAAGAAGCUGGUGUUCUUGCCUAUCAAUGACAACUCCAACCAGGUUGCUGGGGGCACCCACUGGAGCUUACUGGUUUAUUUCAGGGACAAAAAGUGCUUUGCCCAUUACGAUUCCCACAGUAAAUGCAACUCUGUCCAUGCGAAGCAAGUGGCAGGGAAGCUGGAGGCAUUCUUGGGAAAAAAAGGGGGCAAAGCAACCUUUGUGGAGGAGAAGGCGCCUGCCCAGCAGAACAGCUAUGACUGUGGGAUGUACGUGAUCUGCAACACAGAGGCUCUGUGUCAGGGAUACUUCAGAGGUUGGCCAGAGUCUUUGCUGCAGCUCCUCACCCCUUCCUACAUCACUCAGAAGAGAUCGGAGUGGAAAGCUCUCAUUACAAAACUGUCACAGAAGUGAUGGAAAUGCAGCUCCAACCCUCCAAAAACUGCCUUCCCCAUCCACAAGGCAGCACCCCCAGUGCCUGAGGGAGAUGCCCAUGCACAGGAUUGUCCCAAAGAAGAAGAAUGUAACCCCUCCAGCAUGGCUAGACCCCCAAACACCCCUUUCUUCCUGAAAAAGCCUUAGCCCCCUUUGGAAAUCACUGGCCUUCGAACUCGUAACAUGAAAAGUCACUUUGCUCUCAAAGAAAACCCUCUUGUGGUGAAGUUUUACACUAAUUGCUGUGGCAAAAUGGAUUAUUGCUAAAGAGACUUCUUCACCUUUUGCCCAGCAGACACCAUGCCCUCAUUAGGUGGCUUUAACUGGCCACAGGCAUUGCUGCUCCAAGUUAGGUUUAGCAAAUGCCCCUUAAAACCAAGCCCCCAACUGCUUUCUCACAGCUACUUCUAAUCUGUGCCUCCCGCUAGUGACAUUCCAGCAGUCUGGGAUUUAGCACCAAGGAUUUGGUUUACCCCCAAAAACCUGAUACUGAGAUGUUACCUGUCAAAAGAUGAGAUUCCAAAGGAAAUGCUAUGAUUAAUUAAGGAACCAGGCAAAAAGAGAAUCUUCAGACAGGUGCUCCUGAGCUGUAGCUUUUUUCUGCUCCCCACCUUGCUCUUACUACAAAUUAAAACCUGACUCUAAGCUGCUGGCAGAUUAAUAGGAAGCUGAGAAUACCUGUCCUAGGAAAGGGAACUUGACUGAGAUGAAAAGGAACACUCACUCUUUGAAGUGUGUGUUUUUGAUUAGGAUUUCAGGUCCUCUCCACUUGGGGAGGUUCCUCAUUGCUCCCCAGCCCUUGCUGGUGUUCACAGCACUCAGUGCUGCUUCCUCCACUACCAAGCCAGUUCUGUUACUUGAGAUAAAGAAAAAAAACACACCAGGGAGAACAAAAGGACAGAGUUUGAGUUAUAAAAGCCAAAGAUAACUGCAGUCUCCUUGAAACCCAAGAAGUCCUUCAUACCCUUCAGACCGAAACACUUUCCCUUCCUGCACUGGCUGGUGGCUGGGAUCUCCCAGCAGAUCCUCUUGUGAAAAGAUGGGCUUAGCAGUAAGGAAAAUAAAGAUCAAUCUGGGAUGUUGCUGCAGGAUAAGGAGUAAGCUCUGCCCUCGUGAGGAGCCAGGAGCAGGUUGCUCAGGUAGUGUCUAGCAGAGCAACCACACCCCAGCGUGCCGGCUGCAGCAGGGAAAUGAGGUUAACCAGAGCCCUUGGAAUAGGAAAGGGGGAAGGAUUGUUUUUACCCUGGAGUUCUCCACCCAUCACACUGCCAGCCCACACCCACCAGUGUGUGUGUACCAGCACCACAGCAAUGAACUUUAGGAAGGGCUUAAACUUCCCUUGUUGCUAAGAGAAAGGUAAGUAGACACAGCCAGGCUCUUCCAAAACACCUGAGGAAACACAGUGCCAGCAGUGGAGCAAAGCAAGGGUCAGGGUUAUUCCCCUCCUUCCUGCAGUGCUACCAGUGGGUCAGGGCAUCCCAUCCAUCCUGUCCAGACUCCCUGGAAAACCCCUUCUGUGCUCUGGUGGUGUUGAAAAUCCUGGAGAGAGUUGAAACGGGAUUGAGCCGCUCGACAAAGGGGAUUCAGUUUGGACUCUGUGUCUCUGCUGGAGCAAUGUCACUGCUGCUCCAGGUCUGGAAUAAAACUCAAACCAAGCUGAGCAGUUGUA